CCAGCUUGCCAUCUUCACUGUGAGGAUGGAUUUGAAGUUGAUGAGAAUAACUGCCCACUGUGCCAAUGCAAGGCUCCAGUUCCAGUAACUCAGAUUGAUGACUUGACUACCGUGCAAACUACGUGUGCCCCAGUGAGAUGUAGAAUGUUCUGUCAAUAUGGCUUCAAACGAAACAGUGCAGGCUGUGAAAUCUGCGAAUGCCAAUCAACACAAGAAAUCGAAUGCCCUCCGGUCAGAUGCAGAAUGUACUGUGAACAUGGGUAUAAAACUGAUGUUAACGGAUGUGAAAUCUGCGAAUGCCAAUCCCCACCAGAGUGUUUACCUAUGAUUUGUUCAAUGUACUGUGAACAUGGGUUUACAACAGACAACAAUGGCUGCCCUAAAUGUGAAUGCAGACCCUACCCUGCUAUCUGUGGAGACAACAUUCCAAUGUGCUUGAUUAACUGUGAACAUGGGUUGAAAAC
Messenger RNA from Owenia fusiformis, 464 nucleotides. The record is from the annotation of a GenBank genome assembly. Lineage: Eukaryota; Metazoa; Annelida; Polychaeta; Sabellida; Oweniidae.